AUGUUCCCUGAAUUCCCCCAGGAGCUUGUCGACGAGGUCAUCGACCACCUCUGGGACGAUGUCACAGCGUUGCGGGCGUGCAGCCUCUCAUGCAGCACAUGGUUGCCCACUAGCCGAACCCACCUCUUCCGCCAGGUCGACCUGAGAGACGCCGCAGCGUGCGCCCGUUUCACAAAAUUGCUGGAGGCAUCUCCAGUGCUCGUGCAGUACAUCCGCAAGCUGAGUAUUGAUGCACACCAUUUCUCCUAUGACCUGAGCUCGCUGCGCAAUGGCGACUCCACUUGGUUGCCUCUGGUCCCGCCACUUCUGGGCGCACUUCCGCGAGUGACAGAACUGGAGAUGACGAGUCUCAACUGGCGCACCCUGCAACUCGACCCUAAACACACCGAACUGUUCUACAGCAUGCUCGGUAAUGUCAAAAGGCUUGCACUUGUUAACGUGCACUUCGAAUCGUCUUCGGACGUUCUCAACAUACUGUCCGCCGCAAAGCUUGUCACAGAACUCCACCUCGACCGCAUUUACUGGAACUGCUGGUCGUGGCCAAUGCCCGACGUCCUCUCAGAGACAGAAGAGAUGACACAUUGCGGAUAUCUGCAGCGUAUUGUCCUUCGGUCGGGCUCACCACCAAACGCUAUCACGGACUGGCUUCUCGCCACGGGCUCUAUGCUCGACUUGCGAGAGGUCCAGGUUCAUUGGCGCGAGCGGGACAGCACCAAGGCUCUGGGUGCCUUGGUUCGUGCAUCGGGGCCGCGCCUUGAGCGGCUGUAUCUCGAGCUGACGAACGGCGUUGCGACGCAAGCCGCCGCAAACGGUGAUCUCGACCUCGCGCACUUGACGGGUCUUCGCGCCGUCUACUUCGAUGGGCUCGUCCUGCCGGACUGUUGUGAAUGGAUUACCUCCAUGACAGCACAACUGCAUUCGGAUCGGCUGGAGAUGAUUGAGGUGUCGCUCCUUGCACGGUGGCAGGAUGACUUACGUGCAAUCGACUGGGUGCAGCUGGACAAGACGCUCGCCCAUGAACGUUUCGCUUGCGUGACAUUGAUUUUCAAAGUCAACCUAGCGAUUUACAACGCAAACAACCAGGACGAUGCAGGGGACAUCGUACGGAGUGCGCUGCCUGGUUUCCGGGGAACAUUAGUCGUCAAAUAUACCUGA
Molecule: messenger RNA, 1155 nt
Organism: Postia placenta MAD-698-R-SB12
Lineage: Eukaryota; Fungi; Basidiomycota; Agaricomycetes; Polyporales; Adustoporiaceae
Exons: 2
Coding region: 1-1155 (384 amino acids)
Source: RefSeq, a predicted model, not a curated record